Synchiropus splendidus (mandarinfish) is the source of this 2302-nucleotide messenger RNA. It is a transcript of the gene oaz2a, whose product is annotated as ornithine decarboxylase antizyme 2a. Lineage: Eukaryota; Metazoa; Chordata; Actinopteri; Syngnathiformes; Callionymidae. Gene Ontology annotation, biological process: positive regulation of protein catabolic process. Gene Ontology annotation, cellular component: cytoplasm; nucleus. Gene Ontology annotation, molecular function: ornithine decarboxylase inhibitor activity. The record is from RefSeq and is a predicted model, not a curated record.
ACUGCACAGUUUCGGAAGAGUUUGCGUUUCCGACUGAGACUCAGAUGUCUGACACUGACCGUACUUUGCCAGUGAACGGGGACGGAACCCCUUGCCUGGACAGUCCUUGCGUAGCUGAUGUGAAACUUCUUUCCGGACUAAUUUGCUUCUUUCUGAUGGUUUAAAAGUAACCCAGAGGACCAAGUCUUCCGCAUUUGCUCAACGCUAUGAUGUUGAAUACAGACGAAAGCUCCUGGUUAGUUGAGUCCCGUUCAACCAACACAGUUCCUCAUGCUCCAGGGCCUCUGUGGUGCUCCGAUGCCCCUCACCCACAGCUGAAGAUCCCGGGUGGGCGAGGGACUGUCAGGGAUCAUUCUCUAGGAUUGCUGAUCCACAAGGAUGAGAAAUUGACUGUGACACAGUCUGCUCUGGGGAGUGGGGAACCUUCAUUUCUACACUUCCGCUACCAAGUGAGUGAGCGACGCUCCGCCUCUUGGGAUACAACACUUUCAGAUGAGUGCCUCUUCCUGAAGAUUCCUGCUGGGCAGCUGGUGGAGGGAAGCAAAGAAGGGCUGACUGCUCUGCUGGAGUUUUCAGAGGAGAAGCUGAAAGUUAGCUUUGUUUUCCUGUGGUUUCACAAAAACAGAGACGAUCUAUUGUCUAUCAUCAAGACCUUCCACUACAUGGGCUUUGAGAUCGUGAAGCCCGGACAUCCUUUGGUACCAGACCGCAAAGACAUAACAUUCAUGGUUUACUCUCUGGAGGACAGCAGCUCUGAUGAUGGCUGAAGCAUGAAUUCUGCAGGGGCCUCGCUCCCCUUACUCCCAUGCAACCUCUCGCUUUCACCUCUCCCUUCACAAGAACCUUUGCCCUGAGUGAUGCACUGAACGUUUGGCUCACUUUUGCUCUUCCUCUCAGACAAGCACUUAGGAAUGUGCUCAGGACGUGUCUCCCCCAACGAUGUCUGGAGAACAACUUUGACUUCUUCUCGUGGAAGAAAAAAUUGUUCCUUGUUUGACCUAUUGAAGAGACUUAUGGAGCGCUGAAAUGUUGAUUUUUGUAUUGUUGUGGGAUUCAUUUCAUUACUCUCAUCAAAUUGAAUAAGUUUGUUCAAUGCUACUGUGAGUUGGACGUACUGGACUUUGGGUUUGUUUUUCAUUUAUCCCACCACAGCAUUCAUUAGAUGUAGACUACACUCUAUAUUCGAUGAAAAAAUGGCAAGACUAUUUUGAAUUGAAUGAUAGUUGGAUUACAGUACAUCAUCAUUGCACUCAUGGGUGUCUCUGCUGCUCAUGCAGGGGAUGGCUUUCCCCUGCUUUUAGACAGGAAUCUCUGUUACAUCAUGAGACUGUUGCUGGUGCCAGCUAAGACGGGCCUCACCUCACCAGUUAAAUGUUGUGAUGACAGAUUUUAAAACUGUUCACUCUACUGAAGCAUUUUCCCCAUCUGCUAAUUUUCCCAUUUAUGACUUUUCCUGAGAGAUCUAUUAAGAUAUUUCUUAAAUGUGUUCUUAAAUGUGUUAUGUAUACAAUGAUGUGUACUCUGGAAGCAUCCCUUUUCAGGGGGGGAAGCUUAUAUAUUUCUCACAAUUGAUCAGGAUUUCAGAAAAUAUAUUGAAAAUAGAGAUCCAGUCAUUCUCUUAGAAUUGUUCAGGUUUCUAACUGGAUUUCUGAUUCAAAUCCUGCUGUGCAUCGUUCCAGGUAGAUGUGUCAGUUCUGACUCUUGGAACCUCAGAUAUAUUGAGGCACAGCAGUGAGCCCCUCAGGAUACCUUUCAAUGGGAUCCACCCAGUUAACAGCAUUUUUUCUCUCUCCACACCCAUCCACAAUCCCUGCUGAACCCAAGGGGUGCUUAGCAGGCAAAAGCAAUGUUCCCUCCUGAGGCGACUGCCAUGAAGCCUUUCAGCCCAAAAGAAACUAGUUUUGCAUCAACAAAUGUGAAUCGCUGGUAGCUAUGCACUCCAGCUUGCAGCUGGUGAUCUGCUAGCAUAUCAGGCAGGAGCAACUCCUGAUGGUCAUGGAGGGGUGUCAGUAGAGGAGCCAUCAUUUCAUCAUGUACUUGCACAACUUGUAAUGUGCUCAUUUUAUCCCAGAAACAAUUGUGUGGUAUAUCAGUGGACCUGGAUGUAUGAAAACAUUGGACCUGCUAAAGUUGUUCACUUCACAUACCUUCAUUUUAUGUCACUACGAGUUUACUGAUUUUACCUUUUCAGACUACUGCAUGCAGUUUUGAGAUCAGUAGCAGUUAAUGAUAAUAAACUAAUAUCUCAAAUUCUGUUUCAUCCUUUUUUGUUGAACCAAAUUGUUUAUAAAUAAAUGCAAAA